Messenger RNA from Oikopleura dioica, 1020 nucleotides. The record is from the annotation of a GenBank genome assembly. Lineage: Eukaryota; Metazoa; Chordata; Appendicularia; Copelata; Oikopleuridae.
AUGUCGCACAUGGGAAGAAACAUGAGGAAUGAUUCGAAAAUGUACUCGCAUCCUGCUUAUUCCGUGCGGACGUCAGAAACAGUCGUGACAGGAGUAGAUGAUCAAUUCAUCAAAUCAAAAGAAGGGAUUCUCAAGAUCCUUCAAGUGGUCUUUGGCGCAAUUGCUUGGAUCAUCAUGGCUUCCCUUCCGUACAUGCGGAUGAUUUACACGCAAGGACAUACAGCGCCGUUUCAUGCUAUCAUGACUCUGGAGCUACUUGCCUGGAUUGUUACAGUAAUUAUUCUCAUUUCAAAAGCUUGCGGUACUGGAAUGAAUAGCAAGGGCUUCGCUGGCUGCAUGUACAAAUCAACUUGGGUUUUCAUCCUGAAUUUCAUUCUUUUUGCGUUUUUCUUGAUCGCUGCUUGCAUUUUGGCCGCCAAUGCUUACAGAUUUGACCUUGGAUCGUCGGCAUAUUCUUCAUUCGGAAAUCGCGGACGAAUGCAAGAAAUGAACCGAUACGGCUACGAAAUCGGACGAAAUCAGCAAAACGGAGAAGGAGGCACCUUCAAUCUGGGUUCCUGCGAUAGCUUCAACGUCAAUCAGCCCUACUGUGCGAUGCAUGCUGAGGAGUGCAGAAAGUUUUUUGAUGACUGCAUGAAAAUCGCCUCCGGGACUGGCUACAACAAGUACUUCGUCAACGCAAUUACUGCCUGCGUCUUUGCAUUUAUCACGACGAUUCUUUACCUGGUAAGCAUGGUUCUUGCAUUCAAAGAUGGCGGGUGGACUCCAUCUAUUCCCGAUCUCGCAUCUUUCAACCCGCUAGAAAAAGAAGAAAUCUCGAACGACAUUGAAUUCGGCAACGACGAUGAUCUCAAUCGCUCGCUGAGAAAGAACACCUGGAAGAACCAGUCGAAGCAGGGAAGAUCUUCAAAAGCUGAAAUCACUUAUUCGGAGGCAAAUUCCGGCAUCGUGAAACCAACACUCUCCUCAACCCUCUCGAAAAAUUCCGUCUUCACUUCCAACGGCGCCAAUCUCAUCUAA